Messenger RNA from Magallana angulata, 1487 nucleotides. RefSeq lists its product as uncharacterized. NCBI's taxonomy places the organism in Eukaryota, Metazoa, Mollusca, Bivalvia, Ostreida, Ostreidae. The record is from RefSeq and is a predicted model, not a curated record. The coding region runs from base 92 to 1417 and encodes 441 amino acids. The transcript has 14 exons.
AGUUUUAUCAGAUUUUACUGUUCCGGGAGUUUGUGUAUAUAAGGAACAUCAGCCAAAGAAAGACAGAAGCUUGUUCACUACAACGGUUACCAUGAAGAAAGCCUUUACUCUGCUGCUCCUAGCAGUUUGCCUUUUGGGAGUUUGGUCUCAAGAUGGAAUCGGUCCUAAAACCAAGCCACGGAGCAAACGGCAGACUAACUCGGAUGAUGUUGAGUUUCUAAAUGCACAUAACGACAAGCGUAGAAUCGUCAAUCCAUCUGCCGCCAACAUGUUAGAAAUGAAAUGGAGUCAAGAACUGGCAGACAUUGCUCGCAAUCAUGCACAGAAAUGCGUGUUUGCUCACAAUGGACAGCGUUCUGCCCAGUCUACAACCUUUACCUAUGUCGGUGAAAAUAUCUACAUCGGACCAGCUUCAGCAGCCGCUGUUGUGAAAGAAUGGGAUGAUGAAAAAGCUGUUUACGGAUUUUCCGGAAACACAUGUAGCGGUGUAUGCGGCCAUUAUACACAGUCGUAUUUCGGAAUUGGUCCAUCACAAGGGUCGUAUUACGCUGUGUUCACCAGUUCCUCUACAACACAGCAGUAUGCCUUUUUGGUCGCAGAGGCGUAUCUCCCAGGGACACUCACAGAAAUCCCUGGAAAGAAGAGGGGACUUCUUCGACUCAAAGAUAAGGAUGGCCAGACUGUCUCGAGCAACUCCAAGGGUGAGACAGUCAAUUUCUUUGUUCUAUUUGAUCUAUAUAUUAUAGGACCUUCUAGAAGCAUUUUGAAGCGACAAGUCUUGGCUCCUAGUUCUUUAGACACUCACAUAAGAACUGCACGGCUAUCAAGAAGACUCAAUAGGACAGUGAUAGUGGUAAUUGAUUGUGAGACGGUCCCCUGUAAGAACAACGCCACCUGUCACCAUGAGUCUCACUGUGAGUGUGCCCCGGGAUGGACCGGUCACGUGUGUGAUAAAGAAGUGACACAUCACGUCCAGAAGUAUGGCUUUGAGACAGAGCUGGGGCUGACCAGUGACCCAGGCAAUGAGGUCGACUUCCAACUCGCCACGUAUUCGGAAUACAUCGGAAGGGGAACAGAGGGUAAUAGUUACGCCUUGGUACAGAGUGACACUACAUGCCACUAUCACACACAGCUGUACUCUGAUCCUAUAUACACAGAAAGCAGCUUGCUGAUUGAGUUUGACUACACGACGUACGGUAACGGGGUUCUGGACUUCCAUGUGCUUGAUACGGAUGGUUACGGGACUUACCAUCUCCUUUUUGACACAGGGAACAACGGAAUCUGGAAAUCCUUCAGCUACAGCAUAGCAGGGGGGUACAACAUACAGUACUAUUUCUCGGCGGUUACUGGUGGAGAUCCGUGGGAUUUUUACGGAGCUGUGGCCAUUGAUAACCUACGCAUCACCGUCCAAAAGUGAAAGUAGGAUAACACAAGUUUAUGAAGACCCAAGUCUGCACUAUGUUCUAAAUGUUUCAUGUUGAUCUAUC